AUGACAUCCUCGUACAUAUUUCUUCUUCUUCUAUUUCUCUCGGCAUAUGGUAAUUACCAUGAUCAAUGUUCAAUUCGAGAUUCUUGUUCAAAUUCAACGUUAAUCUCUCCAUCGAUCUACAAAACUGAACAGUUUAUUCAAUCCCGAAAUUGUUUUUGUGACUCGUAUUGUAAACAAUAUAAUGAUUGUUGUCAACAAUCAUUUACAACCUCUCCAAAGAAUUUCUACGAAUGUACGGAUUUUCUUUCGCCGACAUCGAACGAUAAACCAUUAACAUUUCAACCGAUAUCCGUUUGGAUGCGUACUCGCUGUUUGAGAAUCUAUCAUGGAACGCCCGCAGAUCUCAAUUGUCGAAAUCAUCAUGAUCAAACAUUUCAAACCAAUCCCUCCUUGUUCAUUCCUGUAACAAGUGUAGAAAGCAACAUUACUUAUCGGAAUUAUUUCUGUGCUUAUUGCAAUAAUGAGCUAGAUACGCAUAUACAAUACUGGAGAUACAUCGCGAUUUGCCGUGAAGAUUUGAAUAUAUCUUCUCACGAAGUAAUAUUGAAUAAGAACGAAGAUGUGAAUUAUUAUCUUAAUAAUCUAACAGGAAACUGUACGAAAUCAGUGGAUUAUCCACAAAUUUCGGGCCUAGAUCGACCUUCAGUCUUCAUUCGAGCUUGUAAAAAAGUUCUUCCAAGAACUUGUCCUAUUGGAACACCAACUGAACUGGCACAGAAAUGCUUGUUAGCUAGUAAUGCUUACCGCUAUGACAAUAACACACGUGUCACAUAUCCAAAUCAAUAUUGUGCAGAUUGUCAUCGCAAGUCUCCUACUCAAAUCACUUGUUUAGAUCCAACACCUCCUUCUGGAAGAAUACCCAGCAAACAAAGACUAUUUCCUCCAUUAUCUAUUCUCUUCAAUCCAGCUCUUCUUAAGAGAAACUUCCAUUCGAAUCUUUCAAAUGAAAUGAUCUACUCAGUAGCUUAUAAUUGCACAAAGUCGACUGAAUAUUAUCAUUUAUUUCAAAAGCAGUGCUUACCAUCACCAGAAUCUCAUCAACAAAUCCUUCUCUCCUUCAAAUGUGACCAUCCGGUUUUAACAUUGGACAAAUUUAUUCGAUUUCAUAAUGGAAGCUUGUAUUUAAUCAAUCAGUCGAUUUAUUUAACUAAACAUCAGUAUGCACUCCUGAACGAUCAUCAAGUUUUCUUCUGUGCCGAUCAGCGGAAAAGACUUCGACCAACAUUUCCAUUCUAUCGUCAUAUUUUAUCCAUGUUUUGCACAUCGAUCUCACUUUUCUUUCUCUUUUUAUUCAUGAUUGUAUUCCGUGCAAUUUCUUCUUUGCAUAAUCUUCCUGGUAAAUGUCUUCUAUGUCUGUCGAUUUCAAUAUUUCUUGGUCAAACGAUAUUUUUGAUGACAUCGGAUCUUCAUACGCUUAGUCUUCCUUGUUUAAUAUUCGGUAUUUUGAUUCAUUAUUUUUAUUUAUCUUCAUUCUUUUGGUUAUUUAUUAUCGCCAGUGGCAUCCAUUCAACAUUUCAUCAUCAACAACUUGGUUCACGAGAAAAGCUCCUAACGGAUAAUCAAUAUUUAUCGGUUUACAAUGUUCUCGUCUGGUGUUCAGCAGGAUUUGUCAUCCUUCUUGCUUGUCUAAUCCAAAUCUUCUCUCCACAGUCAAGUUUUUCGCCCAAUUACGGCUAUUCAUUUUGUUCGAUAUCUCAACCGAAAGCGUUAAUCACAUUUUUCCUUCUCCCGAUCGGUUGUUUACUUUUACUGAUCAUUAUUCUAUUUAUCAAAACAAUAUCUGCUAUUCAUGAUUCUCGCAAAGCGGCGAAACUCGCGAAUACGUCAUCCAAUGAUAGUUACGUGAUGAUUUACGCACGUUUAGCAUCACUGAUGGGCUUGCAAUGGAUUCUCUUGAUUAACGCAGUUGUUAUUCGACAGACGUGGGCGUGGAUUUUAUUUGAAGUGAUUAAUUCUCUUCCGGGAAUAUUCAUUUGUUUCGGUUUCCUCUGUUCACGCCGGGUUUGGAAGGAGAUGAAAGCAAAUCUUACGAAGAAGUCAGUUAGUAAAAGGAAAACAUCGAGUAGUCAAACUACAGCGAUAAGUUUAAUGGUACCUCUGACUCAACGUGACAAAUGA
This is a messenger RNA of Adineta ricciae, 2118 nucleotides long. The record is from the annotation of a GenBank genome assembly. Lineage: Eukaryota; Metazoa; Rotifera; Eurotatoria; Adinetida; Adinetidae.